Molecule: messenger RNA, 2911 nt
Organism: Nelumbo nucifera (sacred lotus)
Lineage: Eukaryota; Viridiplantae; Streptophyta; Magnoliopsida; Proteales; Nelumbonaceae
Product: protein disulfide isomerase-like 1-6
Biological process (GO): response to endoplasmic reticulum stress; protein folding
Cellular component (GO): endoplasmic reticulum
Molecular function (GO): protein disulfide isomerase activity
Source: RefSeq, a predicted model, not a curated record
UGCUUCAGACCUAAUCCGAUCGUCCAACGUUCCCAACCGAAUUGACCCAACAUCAUGGAAAUCCCAAGCCCACCUCUGCUCUAUAGGGUUCAACCCAACACCAACUCAACCUUAUCCACACCCGUUUUAAGUGCUUUUUAUAACACAUUUUAGAAACCUAAAUGCCAUUCUUGGGAGUUUGAAUUUGGGUUAAGGGUUCCAACGCAUCACUUAUACAAAGAAAAGUAAAGAAAAAAAACCAGAAUCAACGUGAAAAGAAAUGAUAAACCAUUAUGUAGUUAGAAGUCAGAGAAAAUUACUUGUAUAGAUACCGGGCAGGUCAGCCAAAACCCUAGAUUGUCCCUAUAGGGUCGGGUCAAACCGGAUUUACUGUUCAACCCGACCCAUUGACAUGAAAAUUGAGUCCGAAUCAUCUACGGUUCUAUUCGUAAUACUGGGCCAAUCGGGACUCACAACGUCAGUACUCUACACGUGGCAAGUGGCAAUUUGGAGGACUUAUUUGGACCAGUUAGCUGCCACGUACACCGUAUGAGCACAGACUUUCUUUUGGAAUGUUAACUGCCACGAAUUGUUAAGCAUGGAAACGUGACAUCAAAUAGUCAAAAUUUCCAUGGAGACAAAAAAUCUCAUAAUUAUCAAUCUAUGAAAUGGCGGAAUUGAAGCAAAUUGUACUACAUGCCCGGCCAAUCCGUGCAAAAGGGACUACCUUUCUCUUUCCUGCGUUUUAUUUUGACUCUGUCGGAGCUCAUUUGUACUUGGAUGAUGUUGGCUCCUGCUUCAGUUUCUGCUUGAUCUGCUCAGCAGACCACUCCUCUCCUUUUCUCAUCUCACCAUAGCCACCUUUUUUAAUGUCUUAAUCAGAUCUUAUUCAAUUCCUGAAGUUCCGAAUAAGAAGUUCGACAAUCCUUCUAACCCAUUACGCCUUUACUCCAAAACGAAACUCGUUUGGUUGAGCUUCUUCCAGACCCAGAGAUCUCGUUAGCAUUUUGGGGUGCUUAUUGCCACAAUGUUUAGAGCAAAACCCUUUUCCAGAUUCAUCUGCUUUUCUGUUACUCUUUUGCUUUUAUUACGUUGCUUCGUCUCUGCCGCGGCUUCUGAUACUAUUGUGGAUGAUGAAGAUGAUUUGAAAGGUUAUGAAGAGCUAUUAGCGUUGGAUGAAGAAGAAGAACGGGAAGGUCCUCAAGUGAGAUCAUCUGAGGCUGGGGCUGAGGUUCUUAGCAAGGCUCAGAGAAUUGUUCUUGAGCUCAACAAUGAUAACACUAAGCGUGUUAUCGAUGAUAACGAGUUUGUUCUGCUUCUGGGUUAUGCUCCUUGGUGCCCUAGAAGUGCGGAGCUGAUGCCCCAAUUCGCAGAGGCGGCAACGACUCUCAAGGAGAUGGGUAGUCCUCUAUUGUUGGCGAAGCUUGAUGCGGAGAGCUACCCAAAAGCGGCAUCCCUUCUUGGGAUCAGGGGCUUUCCCACCCUGCUUCUCUUUGUCAAUGGGUCCUCACAGGUGUACACUGGUGGAUUUUCUGCGGAGGAUAUAGUGAUCUGGGCAAGGAAAAAAACAGGGGCGCCUGUUAUUAGACUUUCUUCAGUGACUGAAGCAGAGAAAUUCCUUGAGAAUAACACCAUGUUUGUUAUUGGUCUGUUUGAAAGAUUUGAGGGACCUGAUUAUGAAGAAUUCGUGAAAGCAGCAAAUGCUGACAAUGAAACCCAGUUUGCUGAAGCUUGCGGUAUUGAGGUUGCUAAGGUUCUUUUUCCAGACAUUAAGCCUAAAAAUCUUUUCCUUGGUCUGGUCAAAAGUGAGCCUGAGAAAUAUACUACAUUUGAAGACACUUUUGUAAAGGAGAAAAUAUUGCAAUUUUUGGAAAAUAACAAAUUUCCAUUGGUUACUAUGCUGACUGAACUUAAUUCUGUGAAAGUCUACUCCAGCUCUAUCAAACUCCAGGUAUACAUCUUUGCUGAGGCUAAUGACUUGAAGAACUUCCUUCUGCUUCUUCAAGAUGUUGCGAGAAAGUUCAAAUCAAAGAUAAUGUUUGUAUGUGUAGACAUUGCAGAGGGUAACCUUGCAAAACCCUUUUUAACAUUAUUUGGGCUUGAAGAAUCGGAACAAACUGUUGUGACUGCUUUUGAUUACAGAAUUAACUCAAAGUACCUUUUAGAGUCAGAUUUGACACCAAGCAAUUUGGAGGAGUUCUGUUCAGGGCUUCUAAGUGGUACUCUGUCACCUUACUUCAAAUCACAGCCCAUGCCAAAUAAUAAAGGGGAAACCAUCCAAACCAUUGUAGGGAGGACUUUUGAUGACCUAGUUUUGAGCAGUCUCCAGCAUGUUCUUCUUGAGGUUCAUACACCAUGGUGCAUCAAAUGUAAGACCACAAGCAAGCAAAUUGAGAAGCUGGCUAAGCAUUUCAGGAGAUUCGAUAAUCUAAUUUUUGGAAGGAUAGAUGCUUCUUCAAAUGAACAUCCAAAAUUACAGAUAACCGAUUACCCAACUCUACUGUUUUACCCAUCUGGGGACAAGUUAAAUCCGAUCAAACAGGCGACCAAGUCAAGCUUAAAGGAACUGGCUGCAUUCAUCAAUAAAAAUGUAAAAGGAACUGAGGAUAGACGACAACCAUCUGAAGAGGAGGCAACCAAAGACGAAUUAUAGGAAUAGGAUAAUACAAUGUGAGAACAUUCCACCUCUAAAACAUCUAAAAAGUCAUAUAGGAAUGGGUUUUAGUUGAGAGAAGCUCAGAAAAAAUGUCAUUAUUUUUCAAGUGUUAAUAUUUUAUGACCUCUUACCCAUUUCAUUCUUACAGAGACAUGGUUGAGAGGGACAAGCAAUAUUUUCUCCAAUAAGAGCAAUAUUUAUUAUAGCUUCACAUAUUUUUCUUGGGUAGAUAAAAAACAAAGCUAUAAAAUUUGGUGUCAAUGAUACCAUUAAGUG